Messenger RNA from Camellia sinensis, 964 nucleotides. Lineage: Eukaryota; Viridiplantae; Streptophyta; Magnoliopsida; Ericales; Theaceae. The record is from RefSeq and is a predicted model, not a curated record.
CACACCCUCUCUCUCUCGCUCUCUCUCUCGCUCUCUCUCUCUCUCUCUCUAAUUUCCCAUAUAUACUCUUUUUCUAUAUCUUCUUGCCUUUACUCAUCUCUUUCUUGCUUUUGCAAGCUCUAGAAAGAAACCCAUAUCCUAUCCACCGAAAGAGGUGGAAUUGAACCCUAGCAAGUCUUCGACUUCGACAUACUAUCUGAAAUUCAAGCUUUGGUUCGAACCAUUUACAGUUUUGAAUUACAAAGGUGGUAACAAUGUCAACACCUGCAAGGAAGAGGCUGAUGAGAGAUUUCAAGAGGUUGCAACAAGACCCUCCUGCAGGAAUCAGCGGUGCACCCCAUGACAACAAUAUAACACUUUGGAAUGCUGUUAUUUUUGGUCCUGAUGACACUCCAUGGGAUGGAGGUACUUUCAAGUUGACACUUCAGUUUACCGAGGAUUACCCAAACAAGCCACCAACAGUGCGCUUUGUUUCCCGAAUGUUCCAUCCCAAUAUUUAUGCUGAUGGGAGUAUAUGUCUGGAUAUUCUACAAAAUCAGUGGAGUCCAAUAUAUGAUGUGGCGGCUAUACUGACAUCUAUCCAGAUUCUUUUGAUUGUCUUGAAGAAGUGGCUCUACAUUGUUGAAACAAAAAUUAUGGUAGUGGCUAGGAAGAACAGACACUUCUGUUGAGGAAGCGUGUUGUGUUGAUAUUCUUCAGACACUCCUACAAAUGCGUCCGACACUUCUUUAAUGUGUCUUAAUCAAAAAUCAAAUCCAUUAUAUCAAAAAUCUGUAAUUAUUACAUGAAUAAUAUCUUCAUGUUUAAGUUAUGAAAUAUGUAGUUUUUUUUAUUUAAUUAGUGUUAUGUUACAUAUUUUCCAUUUUGGCGGAUCUGUGUCUGUGCUACUUAGGGGUACAAGAAAUUCUUCUUAGGGGUACAAGAAAUUCUUCUUAAAAUUAUUGAUAUGCUUUUUUUUUUUCUA